Meyerozyma guilliermondii ATCC 6260 is the source of this 1446-nucleotide messenger RNA. It is a transcript of the gene ADE13, whose product is annotated as adenylosuccinase. The record is from RefSeq and is a predicted model, not a curated record. Gene Ontology annotation, biological process: 'de novo' AMP biosynthetic process. Gene Ontology annotation, molecular function: (S)-2-(5-amino-1-(5-phospho-D-ribosyl)imidazole-4-carboxamido) succinate lyase (fumarate-forming) activity; N6-(1,2-dicarboxyethyl)AMP AMP-lyase (fumarate-forming) activity. Gene Ontology annotation, cellular component: cytosol. Bases 1 to 1446 code for a protein of 481 amino acids. Lineage: Eukaryota; Fungi; Ascomycota; Pichiomycetes; Serinales; Debaryomycetaceae. The transcript has a single exon.
AUGUCCAACGACAAGUAUUCCACUCCAUUGUCUUCCAGAUAUGCCUCCGAGGAGAUGUCUAGCAUCUUCUCGUUGAGAAAUAGAUUUUCAACUUGGAGAAAAUUAUGGCUCAAUCUUGCUAUUGCUGAGAAGCAGGUUGGUUUGGAUGUCAUUUCCGAUGAAGCCAUCACUCAAAUGAAAAACCAUUUAACUAUUACUGACGAGGAGAUCGAGGCAGCUGCAAAGGAAGAAGCUAUUGUUAGACACGAUGUUAUGGCUCAUGUUCAUGUCUUUGGAAAUACAUGUCCUGAGGCUGCAAAAAUUAUUCAUUUGGGUGCUACUUCUUGUUACGUCACUGACAAUGCUGAUUUGAUCUUUUUGAGAGAUGCUUAUGAUGUUUUGAUUCCUAAAUUGGUCAACGUUAUCGACAGAUUGUCCAAGUUUGCUAUGGAAUACAAGGAUUUGCCAGUCUUGGGAUGGACCCAUUUCCAACCAGCUCAACUUACCACAGUGGGUAAGCGUGCAACUUUGUGGAUUCAAGAGUUGUUGUGGGACUUGAGAAACAUGGUGAGAGCCAGAAACGAUAUUGGUUUGAGAGGUGUCAAGGGUACCACCGGAACGCAAGCUUCGUUCCUUUCUUUAUUCCACGGUGACCACGACAAAGUUGAACUUUUGGACGAGACUGUAGUCAAGUUGUUGGGAUUCGAACAUGUGUACCCUGUUACCGGACAAACAUACUCGAGAAAAAUUGACAUUGAUGUCUUGUCCCCAUUGGCUUCUCUCGGAGCCACCACCCACAAGUUUGGUACUGAUAUCAGAUUGCUUGCCAAUUUGAAGGAAGUGGAAGAACCUUUUGAAAAAUCGCAAAUCGGUUCUUCUGCCAUGGCUUACAAGAGAAAUCCUAUGCGUUGUGAAAGAGUUUGUUCCCUUUCCAGACACUUGGGAGGUUUGCUCAACGAUGCUAUCCAAACUGCCUCAGUGCAAUGGUUUGAGAGAACCUUGGACGACUCUGCUAUUAGAAGAAUCUCGAUUCCAUCGGCAUUCUUGACCGCCGACAUCUUGUUGUCCACAAUGAUUAACAUCACCAGUGGCCUUGUCGUAUACCCAAAGGUGAUCGAAAGAAGAAUUGCUGCCGAAUUGCCCUUCAUGGCUACUGAAAACAUCAUCAUGGCAAUGGUGGAAAAAGGCGCUUCGAGACAAGACUGUCACGAAGAAAUUAGAGUGUUAUCUCACCAAGCUAGUGCCGUUGUCAAGCAAGAGGGAGGAGACAACGAUUUGAUCGAGAGAGUCAAGAACACCGAGUACUUUAAGCCAAUUUGGGGUGAACUCGACAACUUGUUGGAUCCAUCUACUUUUGUUGGUCGCGCACCUCAGCAAACAGAAAAGUUUGUGAAGAACGAUGUGGCCAAGGCGUUGGAACCUUUUAAGAAGCACAUCACCACCGAAUCGGUUUCUUUGAGCGUUUAG